GAGCCUCAGCCCUCACAGGGCCCUGAGCCUUUUCCAGGCAUCUGACUUAAUCUGCCUCCAAAACUGGAUCUUUCUCUGGUGGGUCCUCAGGGAAGACCACUGCUGUACUGGUGACUGUGACCUGCCUGACCGUCACAGCACCAUGUCCACCUGGUGGACAUCCCCAAGCAAUGACUCCAUCCUCUGGGUGUUCUGGCUCCUCCGCCUGCCGCAGCUCUUCUCCACCUGCGUGGCCUUCUCGCUUGUGGCUGACAUGGGCAUUUGGAGAGGGGCCAUAGGUAACUGGUCCCUGUCCUUCUGGUGCAUCUGUUUCGCCAUGACUUUCAUCAUCUCCAUAGUCAAGUUAUACAAGCUCGAUUCCAAAUUUCCUUCUUUCUGGCACAACAUCUGCAUCACCUACACCUGCUACGCUGCCCUCAUCUGCCUCUCGGCCUCCAUCAUCUAUUCCAUCACCUAUGUCCAGUUCCUGCCUGAUGAUCUUUACCGGGACCGGGCUAUUACCGCCACUGCUUUCUCCUGCAUCGCGUCUGUGCUGUAUGUCAUAGAAGUGGCUGGAAUGAGAGCCUGGUAUCAUCUCGAGGAGGUCUUCUUUCCAGGCCUGCUGAAGGUGUUGGAGACCUUUGUGGCUGGUAUCAUCUUUGCCUUCCUCAGCAACACCUCCCUGUACCUGCACCAGCCGGCCCUGGAGUGGUGUGUGGCCGUGUACUCCAUCUGCUUCAUCCUGGCAGCUGUGGUCCUCCUGCUGGGCCUGGCUGAAUGGGAAUACAUACUGUCUGGGCCUUUCCUCAUUUUCCAGCCUGUGUUCAGCCUGCUCUCCAUCCUCCUCUACAUCAGCGCUCUGGUCCUCUGGCUGCUCUACCAGUUUAAUGAGGAGUUCGGCGGGCUGCCCCAGCGGUUCAUGGACAUGAGCUGCACUGAUGAGCUCUCCUACAACAUGUGCACCUGGGACCAGCAACUGGCUGUGGCCAUCCUGACAGCCAUCAACCUGCUGGUUUACAUAGUCGACCUGGUGUUCUGGGUCUGCCAGAUUUUUCUGUAG
This is a messenger RNA of Odocoileus virginianus texanus, 1039 nucleotides long. The record is from RefSeq and is a predicted model, not a curated record. NCBI's taxonomy places the organism in Eukaryota, Metazoa, Chordata, Mammalia, Artiodactyla, Cervidae.